Brassica rapa (field mustard) is the source of this 2193-nucleotide messenger RNA. RefSeq names its product probable receptor-like protein kinase At2g42960. The record is from RefSeq and is a predicted model, not a curated record. NCBI's taxonomy places the organism in Eukaryota, Viridiplantae, Streptophyta, Magnoliopsida, Brassicales, Brassicaceae. Gene Ontology annotation, biological process: protein phosphorylation. Gene Ontology annotation, molecular function: ATP binding; protein kinase activity.
UUGAUCCAGCUAUAAAUGCCACAGUUGUCAAAAGAUACACCUUCUUUGCUUUCCCUUCACUGCUCUCUCUCUCUUUUCCUUUUCUCAUUGUUUUGUUUUCUUCAAAUUGCAAAAAACAAGCUCUCUUUCCAGCUUCAGAACAGACUCACCAACAAUCUCACCCAACUCUUUUCCUCUCUUUGACCUCUCAUUAACUCCCACUUAUCUCCAAACCCUAUCUCUAUUUACAUACAUUCAUCCUUUUGUUGUGUGUCUUAUAUACUUUCCAUUAAACCAUACUUUAAUAAAAACUCCAUCUUUCUUCCAUUUCCUUGUUCAUUUUCUGGGUUUAUUUGGUUGGCUCAAAAGCUUAAAAUCUUGAGACAAACUUCAAUUGCAAUUCACCAUUAGCUUACAUAUCUACUUGGGUUUGCUUCAAAAUCAAAGAAAGGUGGAACCUUUAUUCUUUAAGCGGAUGAUUAAUCGAAAAGUCAAGAGCUUUGUCGCUACAUUCUAAGUUUUCAGGGAAGAGUUUGAAAAAAAAGAAGAAGUUACUUUCCGUUUGCUUGUGGGAAGUUGUGUGAGCAAAGGGAUUGAAAGAUGUCAUCUGAGAGUCCUUUGAGUAAUGAAAUGUCAAAGAAGAUCUCUUUGUUUGGUUUGACUGAUGUGAAACUGUGGGUGUUGGUUUGUUUUGUGGUUGGCACAUUCGUGGCGUUGGUUCUCUUUAUCUUAUAUGUUUGGGUUGCAUUCCGCCGCAAAUCAUCUCAAAAGUUGUUACCUUUCAGUCAGAUACCACGCGUGGCGAAAGAUAUAAGGGUUGAUGAUAGAGUUGGGGUUCAAAACCACAGUGAAAAUUUAUGUAUUGCUGAUAAACCGACUGAUAGAAGCUCAGGGAAGAUGAUGUCUUACUUGGGGAGAACCAAGUCUAGCGAUAAUGACAGUAUAAGUCAGUGUAGCUCUGUGCAUCACCAUGAGAGAGCUUACAGUUCUCACUCCGGUGAAGAAGGAAGCUUUGGAACUGCUUGGAGACAAGGUUCCCUUGUAACAGCGUCUCCUUUGGUUGGUUUGCCGGAGAUAUCUCAUCUUGGGUGGGGACACUGGUUUACUCUCAGGGAUCUUCAGCUAGCCACCAACCGUUUUGCUCCAGAGAAUGUAAUCGGUGAAGGUGGUUAUGGUGUGGUUUAUAAAGGUACUCUCAUCAAUGGUAAUGAUGUUGCUGUAAAGAAGCUUCUGAACAAUCUGGGACAGGCUGAGAAGGAGUUUCGAGUUGAAGUUGAGGCUAUUGGUCAUGUACGGCACAAGAAUCUUGUAAGGCUUCUAGGAUAUUGCAUAGAGGGUGUUCAUCGGAUGCUUGUUUAUGAGUAUGUGAAUAGUGGUAACUUAGAACAAUGGUUACAUGGAGACGUAGGGGAACAUAGAACUCUCACUUGGGAGGCACGUAUGAAGAUCUUAACUGGUACUGCACAAGCGCUUGCUUAUUUACAUGAAGCUAUAGAACCAAAAGUAGUACACAGAGACAUAAAAGCAAGCAAUAUCCUGAUUGAUGAUGAGUUCAAUGCAAAGCUUUCGGAUUUUGGGUUAGCCAAGCUCUUAGACUCUGGUGAGAGUCACAUAACCACUAGAGUCAUGGGCACUUUUGGGUAUGUAGCACCUGAAUAUGCUAAUACAGGUCUAUUAAACGAGAAGAGUGACAUAUACAGCUUCGGUGUCCUGCUUCUAGAAGCUGUAACUGGAAGAGAUCCAGUUGAUUAUGAACGUCCAGCUAAUGAGGUGAAUUUAGUUGAGUGGUUAAAGAUGAUGGUUGGAACAAGAAGAGCUGAAGAGGUUGUUGAUCCAAAGAUUGAACCAAAACCAGCUACACGUGCCCUGAAACGUGCACUUCUUGUUGCCCUGAGAUGUUUAGAUCCUGAGUCAGAGAAACGACCCAAAAUGAGCCAGGUUGUGCGGAUGCUUGAAUCCGAUGACCAACUUUUUCGUGAGGAAAGGAGGAACAGAAAGAGUAGAACAGCAAGUAUGGAGAUUGUGGAGACCAUGGAGGAAACAAGCAAACGGCCUGAGCACUCAGAGAUGAACCAUACUACAAAACCUGAGUAGACUCAUGAAUAGGAGAAAACAUUUGAUCAUACAAUUAUUGUUUUUGAGUUAAUUAAUUGUUGUAAUAUAAUCGUCCACCGAGUAAGAGAUUGAAGUUAUACAACAACAAUGUCGACAUCA